CCGCCAUGGUCGAGGCUUUCUGCGCCACCUGGAAGCUGGUGGACAGCCACAACUUCGACGAGUACAUGAAGGCUCUGGGAGUGGGGUUUGCAACACGGCAGGUGGGGAAUGUGACUAAACCCACUGUGAUUAUCAGCAGCGAGGGGGACAAAGUAGUAAUCAGGACUCAGAGCACUUUCAAAAACACGGAAAUCAGCUUUAAACUCGGAGAGGAAUUUGAUGAAACUACCCCCGAUGACAGAAACUGCAAAUCAGUUGUGACCCUGGAUGGAGACAAGCUAAUGCAUGUACAGAAGUGGGAUGGUAAAGAGACAAACUUUGUGAGAGAAAUAAAGGAUGGCAAAAUGGUAAUGACUCUCACCUUUGGUGAUGUGGUUGCUGUUCGCCACUAUGAGAAAGCGUAGAGUUUACCCGACCUCUGUCCAGAUGUUACUUCUGCUGGGUGGAUUAAUGUACCGUCCAUAAUCGAACGUAGCUAAAAUGCACAUUUCUGGCGUGAAAGGUUAAUAAAGAGGGUUUUUUUGGGUGGUGUUUUUUUAAAAAAACUUUAUGCCAUUGAAUUGGCAAGCUUGUGCUGUAUAGUGAAACAGGUUAUACUUGGCAUUAAAUUUCUGAAACACUUGCCUCUUUUUUACAGUAAAUGGAACAUAUUUGAAUUGGUUUGGAAUGCAAAUUAAACAAAAAUUAAAAAGUUUUUUAAACCUGUG
Messenger RNA from Mesitornis unicolor (brown roatelo), 707 nucleotides. RefSeq names its product fatty acid-binding protein, brain. NCBI's taxonomy places the organism in Eukaryota, Metazoa, Chordata, Aves, Mesitornithiformes, Mesitornithidae. Gene Ontology annotation, cellular component: nucleus; cytosol. The record is from RefSeq and is a predicted model, not a curated record. The coding region runs from base 6 to 404 and encodes 132 amino acids. Gene Ontology annotation, biological process: fatty acid transport. Gene Ontology annotation, molecular function: fatty acid binding. The transcript has 4 exons.